Messenger RNA from Coprinopsis cinerea okayama7#130, 1455 nucleotides. RefSeq lists its product as hypothetical. The coding region runs from base 1 to 1455 and encodes 484 amino acids. NCBI's taxonomy places the organism in Eukaryota, Fungi, Basidiomycota, Agaricomycetes, Agaricales, Psathyrellaceae. The record is from RefSeq and is a predicted model, not a curated record. The transcript has 2 exons.
AUGCCACCUUCGGCGCUCCGACUCCAGCCAGCAAUCUACCAACUACCAAACGAAAUUCUGACGGAAAUCGCUGCAUAUGUGAAUCAAAUCAGUCUUGAUGAAGACCCGAGCAAUGCCAAGAAAGCAACGCUGACCAAGUUCGACUUUUGGGUUCCUGAAGCUUCGCGGAAGGCUGUCACCACCCUCGAGAACUGUACAUUCGUCUCGAGGAGGUUCCACGAUGCCUUUCGGCCCUUCCUAUACCGUUUCGUCAACCUUCGGACUCACCGAGUCAGACAUGGCAAUGGGCGCCCAGUCUCCAUCCUUAGGCUCCUCAAAAACCUUCGGGCGCUACUCGAUCGCGAACCCAGGAUUGCGCGGUGGAUUCGCGUGUUGGGGUUCUGGGUCGAUUUCGACUUUGAACUCAUGGCUCGCAGAGCUGGAUCCCAUUCGGACUUUGGGGCUAUACUCUCAAAGACAACUUCUUUGACGAGUUUCCGGAUUGACGGGUAUGCGCUGCUUUCAUGGCAGGACCUUCGCCCGGGGGUGCAGGCCGCGUUGGAGGGUGUGUGUAGGUUGAGGACGCUGAGGGAGCUUAGAGUUGUUACGCGUCUGCUGCCACCUGCGGUUUUCCUUUCGGCGCCUUCGCUUUGCCGCCUCGAGUUGGUCGAUGCGAGGGCAGUGGAGGGGCACGCUCGACCAGGGAUUCAAGGGCAGAUCAUAUCCUGGAGCGGGAUGGCUUUGAAGGAACUAAAGUCUCCACUUGGACUUCGUUCGCUAUCGUGCCAUCAAGAUCUCGAACUCCUCCAGUUCUUCCGCGACGUUUCACCUUGGGCAUUUGGGAGGCUAGAACGACUGGUGUUAGAAUGCAAGCACCCUCAAUCCGAGACGAGCUUUAUCCAGGACUUCCUUCAAGUCGUGGAAGGUAGCCUGGAGGAAUUGGACAUUCGAUUCGGAGACAUGUUCGGCUGGGCUCCUUUGGAAGAUCCAACCCCACAAAGUCUUCCUAGCCUCGACUUUGCGAGACUAGUGAAACUUCGACGGGCGAAACUUUCUUACGGAUGCAAAGCGGGUGUGGACGACCAGGUCUACGAAGACAUGUUGAUUGAUACGCUUGCAUCACUGCGUAGUAUAGACACAGUGGAGGAGGUGGAGUUGUAUCUCCCUUGGAGGCGGGAUUACGUCUCUAGCCCGGACGCAGAUGACCCUUCGGACAUUGAAUAUGCAAGGCUCCCGGCCUUUCUUCGUCGAUUGGAUGGGGUGUGGUCAGGGUUUCGGGAUGGGGGAGGGUACAGAAGUCUAAAGAGUAUCAAGAUAUGCAUAGAGCUCUGCGGACAGGACUAUGGAGAGCGAGAGGGUUCGAUGGAGCUCAUUGCUCCGGAGGAUCUGGUGGACCUGCCAUCUGUUGAAGACCUUUUCCCUACUUUACACUCUUUCGAACAGUUUCGAUAUGAAACAUUGCAGUCAUUUUAUUGA